GCCGUCGUCGUCAACAUCGAGUUCAGCAAAAGACUGGUCGUCGCCAUUCGGCUUUACCGCUUUCGCGGACUACUAUUACACACCACAGACGUCGAUGGCGCAGUCAUACUCCCCUGGUUCUCGGCAGAGCGCCCCCGUUCCCACCAAGGAGACGGAGACGGUUGACAAUCUCAUGAACGCGGAGGAAGUGCAAUCUGCCUAUGUUCAGCACCGCGACCGACUCGUUGGUGCCAUCGACUUGACCAAGUCGAUCCUGACCGAGUUGCGUCGGUUCAACAAGGAUGCUUGGGUCGUUCGCUACCCCCAGUUUACGGAGAAGGUGGUGGAACACGAUACUACAAAGAAGAAGCGCGCCGGCGCGCGGCGGUCUCUGUCCUUCGCCGAUGAUCCAACCUCGGAGACGGAGGUCGUUUUCCGUCCCGCCAAGGGCAUGGCACGGGCGAUGACCAUGUCCGCGGUGAAGGACGUGCCGGAAGAGAAGGAGGACUCAAUGGUCGAAGAGAAGGCUUCGUUGCUGUCGGAUGCGGAGGCUGCGGAGUUCAACGUUCUCCGACUUGACCUCAAGCUCGGCUCGCACGGUUCGUCAUCGUCGCCGGCCGCGCUCGUAUCCCAGUUGGAGAAAUCGUCCAUCGCCAAUUUGCUGGACGAGCGCAUCAACUCCUCCGUGAACCACGUCGAUAAGCUCCGCCAGCGCAUUCAAGACACCUCGUCGAAGGUGCUCGUCACUGGCGACCUCAACGCCGGCAAAUCAACUUUUGUCAACGCGAUUCUCCGCCGCCAGAUCAUGCCUGUUGACCAGCAGCCCUGCACCACGGCCUUUUGUGAGGUUCGCGAUGCGCGGGACAACGAUGGCAAGGAGGAGAUCCACCUGGUCAAGGAGGGCGUCGAGUAUAAUGUUGCGGAUGACAAGACGUUCAUUCGCAGGGAGCUAAAGGAUCUGGAGGAGAUCGUCGACGGCAACGAAAAUUCGCAGCAGGUCAUCAAACUAUACCUCAGCGAUGCCCGGGCUCCUGCGGAGUCACUUUUGCACAAUGGCGUGGUCGACAUAUCACUCAUCGACGCACCGGGUCUCAACCGUGACAGCUUGAAGACUACGGCCUUGUUCGCUCGCCAGGAGGAGAUCGACGUCGUGGUCUUUGUCGUAUCGGCUGAGAACCACUUCACUCUCUCCGCCAAGGAGUUCCUGUGGAACGCGAGCCACGAGAAGGCCUACAUAUUCGUCGUCGUCAACAAGUACGCGCAGAUUCGGAACAAGGAGAAGUGUCGUCGUCUAGUGCUGGAACAGAUCAAGCAGCUCAGCCCGAAGACAUACGAAGAUGCGGAUAACCUUGUCCACUUCGUCGACUCGGCGCAGGUCAUGGACUUCGCGAGCGCGCACCCCUCCUUCGAUACCCUCGAGAGCUGCUUGCGCAGCUUCGUCCUCACCAAGCGCGAGAAGUCCAAGCUUGCGCCCGCCUCCACCUACCUCACCAAGCUCCUCUCCGAUAUCGACCUCCUCGCCGGCGCGAACGCGAUUGUCGCUCAGACCGAGCUUGAACGCGCCAAGAACGACCUCGAUCGGGCGCGGCCCGUCCUCGAAAAGAUGCAGAACGGCCGCGAGGCGCUGGAGGAGAACCUCGAGGCGGUCGAGGAGGACGGUGCGCGCAAGAGUAGUUCACGCACGCGCGAGAUCGUCGGACUUGCCCUCGACAAGGUCGCCCAGGGCCAGCCCGGCGUCGACAAGGUGCUCAGCAUGCCUACCUACCCCGGAAUUCUCAACCUUUGGGACUACGCCAAGGACGUUCGACGCGUGCUCCUGCAGAGCAUCGAUCUCGCUGUCAAGAUGGCCGAGGACGAGGCUCGUGUUACCACUGCCAGGGGUGUCGAUGCCGUGUCCAAGCUCGCCGACGAGUAUCUCCCCGAGGGUGUCGAGCGCAGUCGUCGCGUCUUCGUCCCGGAGGCUAUGUUCUCCGUACGCCCUGGCAGCAAGGCCGAGCGCCGCAAGAGCUUACGUUCUGUAGUCGCCGGCGGUGUCCUCGGUCUUGGCAUCGGUCUUGCCCAGCGUCCCGACUUGCUUGAGACCACUUUCGCGGACCUCUUCGACAUGCAGCACGUUUGGGUUCGCCUGGGCCUGGAGGAGAGUGAGGACAGCAAGGAGGACGAGGAGUCGAAUGCGACCGCGUUGAGCGUCGUGUCGGUCGGUGUCGGCGCGCUGACGAUGGUCGGCGGUCAGGCGCUUGGCGCUCGGGGUAUCAUUGAGGGCCUCGUGCGCGUGUCGGAUAUGCUCGCGAACGAGACAGCUCGCAAGUGGGCGGCUCCUGUUGUGGGCGCGUUCGCGAUCGGCCUCACUGCGUACUUCGUCCUCGAGCUCCCGACCACCGUCCCCAAGACCAUCGGCCGGCGUAUCAGGAAGGAGCUCGUCAAGGCCGGCGAUGGAUCCGAGAUGUAUGUGGACGCGCAGGCUGCACGGGUUGCGCGGGAGACAAGGAAGGUGUUGAGGUUGGCGUCGUGGGACUUGAAGGAGCGGUUCAGGAGCGCGAUGGAGGAGCGGGGUAAGGAAGUCAAGGGCGCGGAGGAGAUGGAGAAGAAGGCCGGUAAGGCAGUCGAGUUCUUCAGGAGCGUCGAGAUGAGGACGGGUGAGGUGCGGGAGGGUGCGGUGUUGGGCCUCGUAGACGCCUAAAGUCGCAUCCACACGUUUGUGUAUGUCGCUGUCCUUCAUAUGCUCCAUGCCCCUGCUUACCCAUGCAUCUCAGGAUAUCUGUCGUUGCUUUGAUUCCCUACGUCUUUUCUAGACUAUCUAGACUAGAGAACGUCGUUCUUCAUGCCCAUCACUCGUUUAUAUCUUCUUAUGUCUUUCCUCUCCAUCACUGUUCACGUAGCUUACGGUUGGAUGAU
Molecule: messenger RNA, 2874 nt
Organism: Punctularia strigosozonata HHB-11173 SS5
Lineage: Eukaryota; Fungi; Basidiomycota; Agaricomycetes; Corticiales; Punctulariaceae
Product: transmembrane GTPase fzo1
Exons: 2
Coding region: 95-2659 (854 amino acids)
Biological process (GO): mitochondrial fusion
Cellular component (GO): mitochondrial outer membrane
Molecular function (GO): GTPase activity; GTP binding
Source: RefSeq, a predicted model, not a curated record